Ipomoea nil (Japanese morning glory) is the source of this 516-nucleotide messenger RNA. RefSeq lists its product as uncharacterized. The coding region runs from base 1 to 516 and encodes 171 amino acids. The transcript has a single exon. The record is from RefSeq and is a predicted model, not a curated record. Lineage: Eukaryota; Viridiplantae; Streptophyta; Magnoliopsida; Solanales; Convolvulaceae.
AUGUCUCAACAAUUCCAACCCCUAAUUUACCCAUACAACAAUGUCCCAGUCCACCCAGACAGCACCAAUAAUAUCCCAUCCCAAUCCUCCUCCUCCUCAUCCUCCCAUUCAAACGGAUCCUUCGGGACAGUGUUCUUGGUCCUCGCCGUCAUCCUAGUCGUAAGCGUCCUGGCUUGCAUCGCCAACCGCCUCUGCAGAAGAAGAAGCAGCGACCACCACGAUCACAACCCUAAGAACACCAUGAAAAUCCACGAUCACGGCCCGCAUGGCGGCGAUGGAAAGCUGCCGAGAGAGUGGGAGGGGAAACUACAGAGCCAUGAAGGAGGAAGGGAUUUGGAGCUUGGGAAGAGAAUUAUUGGUUCUGCAAAAGUGGCGGCGGCAGCCGGUGGCGGUGGGGAUGAACCAUCUACCAGUAGCUUUAUGGCACCCGAUAAUGGUGGGGGGAAAGGAGAUAGAGCUGCUAGGUUUGCUGUUCAUCAUAUGCAGUUCAAACCCGCCACCAGAUCAUCAUACUAA